AUGGCUGAAGUCGGGGAGGACAGUAGCGGGGCCCGGGCCCUGCUGGCGCUGCGCUCGGCGCCCUGCAGCCCGGCCGCGGCGCCCCCUCCCGGGCCGGCGCUGCCGGGCCCCGCCGCCGCCGCCCCGCCGGGCCCGGCCCUGGCCCGCCUGCAGGGCCGCGAGUUCGAGUUCCUCAUGCGGCAGGCGGCGGUCACCAUAGGCCGCAACUCCUCGCAGGGCUCGGUGGACGUGAACAUGGGGCACUCGAGCUUCAUCUCCCGGCGCCACCUGCAGCUCAGCUUCCAGGAGCCGCACUUCUACCUGCGCUGCCUCGGCAAGAACGGCGUCUUCGUGGACGGGGCCUUCCAGCGGCGGGGCGGCCCGGCCCUGCAGCUCCCCCCGCAGUGUACUUUCCGAUUCCCUAGCACAGUCAUAAAGAUCCAAUUCACAUCUUUAUACCAUAAAGAGGAAGUGAAGGAGGAAGCUUCAUCACCUCCCCUUCGGCCGCUUUAUCCUCAGAUAUCACCUCUGAAGAUACACAUUCCGGAGCCGGAUCUCCGGAGCUUGGUCAGCCCCCUGCCCUCCCCCACUGGCACUAUCAGUGUUCCCAACUCCUGCCCGGCCAGUCCACGUGGUGCUGGAUCCUCAGGAUAUCGCUUUGUUCAGAACAUUACCUCGGACCUGCAGCUGGCAGCAGAGUACGCAGCGAAAGCAGCAUCAGAGCAGCAGGCAGACGCAUCUGGCGGGGACAGCCCAAAGGAUGAGUCCAAACCACCAUAUUCCUAUGCUCAAUUAAUUGUGCAGGCCAUAUCUUCAGCCCAAGACAGGCAAUUAACACUAAGUGGGAUCUAUGCCCACAUCACCAAGCAUUAUCCAUAUUACAGGACUGCUGACAAAGGCUGGCAGAACUCCAUUCGGCACAACCUCUCCUUGAACCGUUACUUUAUCAAAGUUCCACGCUCCCAGGAGGAGCCCGGAAAGGGCUCCUUUUGGCGAAUCGACCCGGCCUCAGAAGCCAAGCUAGUUGAACAGGCAUUCCGAAAAAGGAGACAGAGGGGGGUGUCCUGUUUUCGAACACCCUUUGGGCCCCUCUCCUCCAGGAGUGCCCCUGCCUCUCCUACUCAUCCCGGCCUGCUGUCCCCUCACUCUAGUGGCCUACAGACUCCAGAGUGCCUGUCCAGGGAGGGCUCACCCAUUCCACAUGAACAUGAUUUUGCAUCAAAGUUAGCCUCUGUUCCAGAGUAUCGAUAUUCACAAAGUGCGCCUGGAUCACCUGUCAGUGCCCAGCCGGUGAUCAUGGCUGUUCCUCCCCGACCAUCCACCCUAGUGGCAAAGCCGGUAGCUUACAUGCCAAUAGUGACUUCACAGCAGCCUUCUGGUCAUGCAAUCCAUGUAGUGCAGCAAGCUCCCACUGUUACAAUGGUCAGGGUUGUAACCUCCUCCUCAAGCUCCGCUAAUGGAUACAUACUGACAAAUCCAGGCCCAGCAGGCGGUGCUCAUGAAGCAGCAGGAACAGUGUUGGAUUUGGCUGGUGAUCAUCGAGGCAUGGAUGAGAAACCAACAAUUGCCUUUGCCACAAUACCCACUGCCAGUCGAGUCAUCCAAACAGUUGCCAGUCAGAUGGCUCAAGGUGUCCCAGGGCAAACUGUUACCAUCCUUCAGCAGGCAACUCCAGUGACCAUUGGACAACACCAACUACCUGUUCGGGCAGUGACACAAAAUGGGAAGCAUGCCAUCCCCACCAACAGCAUCACUGGCAGUGCUUAUGCUCUCACAAAUCCGCUACAGCUCCUUGCAGCCCAGGCUAGCUCAUCCACUCCCGUUGUGGUCAGCCGGAUAUGCGAGGCAGCGACUGAAGACCCUGCAGCACCCUCGGGUGAGCCAGAUGUAAAAAAACCCCGGAUGGAAGAGUCCAGCGGAGCAGUCCAGGCUCAAACUGGAGUCAUCACAUCCACAGCGCCGCAAGGACAGGCAACCAGUGAAUGACGAAUCGGUGGGAGGAUAGUAGGAAUGUAGGUGGGGCAGCGGCAUGAGCCUCGAAAGCAGUUUUCAAAGAGAAGAAAAACCACAACUGUAACAACAGCUUGACAUUUAGAGAAUUACGAGCUCUUUUUAAAAUUGCAUUUUAAAGGGCAGGUCAACAACAGUUCUUAGAAUCUCGAGGUGCCAAAAAGAAUGAAAAAAAAAAAAUCCUCCCAACUACCUGUACCUGGAACUCAGUUCUGCCUUUACUUAUGGGAUAUUUUUCCUCUUUUUAGAUUUAAAAAAAAAAAAAAAUACAGACAACUGAUUGUAUGACUGCUGGGAUUUUUUUUUUUUUUUUUUUAAUCUCCCUCCCUUUGGGAUGGGAGUUACAGUUCAGCAUCUAAAGGAAUGUAUCACACACACAUCUGCUCUCUGGGAAGAAGGAUGAUCAUCUCUGAUGCCUUGCUAUUCUGCCUCUCGGAGCUUCAAAACACAUGACCAUUUAAAAGGGCCACCCAAGAAGAUUUAGAAGGAUGGGUGCAGCUUCUCGUAGGGACAGCAUUAAAGUAACAUGAUACCAAACUGGGGGGGGAGGCAGAUUUUUUUUUUUAAACCCACCCCUGCAAAACUUCCAUAUAUCCAUGUUUGUUUAUAUGGGGAUUUGGGAGGGGGAGCUACAGGGCUCAACCAGAUGGAUCUUCAAAAUGUGGUUUCUGUCCAUUCCCUUUGAGGGAAAGUGAGAAGAUGGACGAGCAGCAUUAAUCUAUUUCUUUUAAAGAAAAGAAAAAAACCAAAAAGGGGUGGGUUGUCCUCACACUGAUUUCUCACAGUUAUUCAUCAUCCGCUUCUGAAUUCACAGCAAAAUAUCAUAGUGACUGAACAUGUGAGAAAGGGCAUCUUUGAAAGGUUCUGUGUAUAUUUGGUUUUCUAGUUGUUCAUAUGUCCCCCUGCUUCUGGGGCAGUAUGGUUUAUUCAUAACAUCCUAGAAUGAAACUACCAUCACCUUUCCUGUGAACCCAAGGGGCAUGUGGUUAGCCUUCUGCAUCAGUGCUUGUGUCAGUCCUUUCUGGCAGUACGACCCUCUGGCUUGAAGACCAAAUGGCUUAAGGUCAACAGUCCAGCACCAGAUUGAAACUUGGAAGUGGAUUUCAGCAGGUGUCCCAUGGUGUGAAGCUGAGACAGUGAGGGUAAAUUUCAGGGGUGAGGGGCAGUGGGGAUUAAAGACAGUAUUUGAGAAUGAAUCUCAUAAACUAAUGCAAACCAAAAGAACAGAGGCCUCACACUUUCUACAUGAAAACUGGCAACUGCUGUUUUUAAAACAGGAUUUUGAGGUUUUCCUUUGCUCCCAGGCCCAUGCUCUCCCAAUGAUAUAGUUAGAUAAAGGACCAGGAGUCAAUUGCAUUUGGGACUGGCCAGUAGUCAAGAUAAUUUCCUUUUAAAUAUAUAUUUGUUUUAAUUCAGCAGUUGGAUAAAAUCAUGUUCUUUUCAUAAUGUUCUAAAAAGAUCAGUGCAGACCCAGUAUCCCUACAGAUUUCUGAGACGCCUGAAGCAGUUGGGGAGUAGAUGCUGUGCAGGAUCACCCUCUUUCAGCCUCCAGUUAAUCAGUUGUUAGUUUUUACAAUACAACCUUUUCUGCUAUCUUCUGUCUAAACACCAAAGACAUUUCUUAACUUAAAGAUCCUGAUAGCUUUGGAAAUGAGAAAAGUAAGCUAGCAACAAUGGAGCAUGUGUCUUCUUUCUAGGGAUCUGUCUGUCCUUUCUGCUUCCACUGAUGCAGUGCAGUGUUGUCAUCCUGCUGUUAAAUCCAAACUGACAAUGCUGUUAUGGAGCAGAGUGCAGUGAGCAGCAAGCUUAGUGUGGAACUUUUAAUGGGACGGAUUUCCCCAAGAUAGAGCAAAUGAGACCAUUCAUAUGCUGUACACGUGGCAGUUCACGGGUGUUAAGGAGCAAAGCAGAGCUGAUUCACUUCUUCUAGCAUCUUAGGGAGGAGACAAAUGUAGUAGUAAUGGCUAACUGCAGACAGGCGACACUACUUCUCUUCUAGGUUUCCUUUCUCUUUGCCAAGUCCCAUUCCCUGUGACUGAGAUCCACUUUCUGUAUGAAAGCUGAGCAAGUUUGGUUUUGCCUUGCAGAAACAAAUUUCUCGGUUUCCAAAAGAGGAGAAAAUUCCUGGGGGACAUGGUUUAGGGUUACACCUUUAGAGGAACAGACAGCCUUGAAGACAGCGACGCAUCUACAGCUUCACCAUUCUAAUUUAUCUGUACGUUGGUGGCAGUGAGUGGACAGGUUCUCUGGAUUUUAGUGCAUUGAAUUGAUUUCUGAAAUCUGGUGGCGGCUAUUGUAAUUUGCCUAAUAGUCGCAGUCGGCCAAUCAGCAACUUUGCACCAAUUCUUGGUGGCUAAGUCUGGGUUUUUGACAGUAGUCAGCUGAUGUAAUGGUUUGCUCAAAGCCAUGAUGCUAAGAGGAGACUAUUAGCCGAGAGUCAGAUAUAGGGCACAGUGAUGAGAAUGCAGCACAAUUUGUUUGUGCCCCUACAGCCAGUCAGUAACAUCAGGUGAGUGGUAUUCUGAAUUUCAUCAAACCCCCAGAAAGAACUAGGAGGCCGGGAAUCCUUUGUUUAAGGCAGGCUUUUUAAGUCUUGUAACAGGUCAGGUGAGCAAAUGCUGGAUGAGUGACAAAUGAAAAAUAUUGUUUGGGUUGCUUCUCCUUGAAAAUGUGCAUCAAUAGGACCAUACCAUAAGCUGCCUUAAAUCAUAGAUCCAUUGAAAUCAAUGGAGACUUGUAGACUUACAGCAGGUGAGUGUUUCCACAGAUCAGUUGCUGGGUUAUAGAUUAUAGAUUUUAAAGUGUACAUAUUUGCCCCUCCGGCAUUCAGGGCAGUGUAACGUUUUCCAGACUCUCCUUUGUGGCUCAGAACACCUGCUGGCCAAGUUGCUAGUUGAAGAUAAUUGAAUGUACUUAUCACCAGUUGCAAGUGGAACCAGUGAACCUGUAAAACCCCAGAAUCUUUAGUUUAUCCAAGUAGUGUUUUCUGCCUCAUCCCUCACCAGUCUGGUGCAUUCACCUUCCAUUCUAGGAAGCAGUCAUGCCACUUAUGAAUUAACCCUUCUUUGCCAGCCUUUUAGUUGGCACUUGGCUAGUGUUGGACCCACACUAGGAAAAAUAGCACUUCUUACCCCAAAUCCUGUAGAGCCUAUGGAAAAGUGUUCUCCUUCCUUAUUUGUAGCAGCUGAUAAGAGUAUUUAUACCUACUGUCGGGCCUCUCGGGUGGUUCUCUAGCAUGCUGCCAGUUCUAGAAAGCUGCUCAGCUAAAACACUGCAGUUACUAAGGAAAAUUCCUCUGCAGAAUUUCCUCUUAAAAAGGGCAAAUUGUAGAUAUUGGCAAUUGAAACAACCUAAUAUGUUAUCUAAUCCAUCCCUGCCAAGGCAAGAUUGUUGCAGAGCCAGAAGCAAGUUUUCUUCCCUGUUAUGUGCUUUUUCAACCCUUUAAAAGUAAAUAAGUAAAUAAAAAGGGAAACUUAAAUGCAUGAGUAAGAUACAUUUGUCCUGUUUACACACACUAAAAACUAAGUUUAGGAAAAUAUCCAGCUUUAUUAAAAUAAACCGUAUUGGAUUGGAAUCGCCAUCUAUUAAAAUCCAGUUUGUAAACAAACUUAAGAAAUCAAUAACAAAAAUAGGGAUGUGAUGGAAAUAAUGACUAUCUGUGUCUGCUGUUCAGUUAUUGGUGAUAAAGUUAUGCACCAUUCCAUGCUUGCAACUUCAUAGCUAUCAUUUCUAAAUGAAAUAUGUAUUGAUAACCUAAAUUCUUGUAGUGGUGAUCCUCUCUCUUGCUGUCUCUUCCCCUUCGUGCUGCUAAUCAUAGUCCACACUCAGCUGAUGGGGUACAACCAAUAUGGAGGUUGUGGUGUUCUUGGUUAUUGGAAUGCAGAACUUGGCCUGGAAAUGUUUGGUGAUGAGCUGGACUGAAUCCAUAUCUGAGUUUGAGGCUUGUUGACCCUUCUUUUCUAGUUGAAAGUGAUUUCAUUGGAGAGUAUUUUCCCUGCGCACUCCAGCUGAUGCUGUAUUGAAAACAACAGAUGUUCUCUCUUUUCUUUUAACAACCCCCCCUUUUUGGGCGGUUUGUUGCUAGUGACUGUCAGACCCAGGCCUAGUCCCAUGAAUUCUCCUACAUUUUCGCACCAAAUCUCUGUUGCUUUUCAGAUGACUGUGAUUACUGUGCUGUCCCUUGGCUUCAGCAGGCAUCCUUGGAGAUGGAAUCCAGUGCAACUCCAAGGUCAUUUGAAUUACAAGUUGCCAUUUCAUUGUCCCCCCCCAGUCUGUCUAUGUGAAGGUGCUCCUGCAUUCUGGCGUACUUGAAUGUGACCUCCCAUACGUGGGUUACCUUUGCAGAAUAAUAUUGAAUAUGUUUUAGUGAUUGACUUGAAACUAAGAAAAUGUUAUCCCCAAAGAAUUCCCAGGAAUCAUACAAAAAACUGUAUCUGCCUUUUAAACUCCCCUAUUUGAAAAUGGGAGCUACUAAUUUUUGUGUAAGGUUGCAACAUUAAAAAAAAUUAAAUGAAUUUUUCUGUUGAAACUUU
Messenger RNA from Mauremys mutica (yellowpond turtle), 6521 nucleotides. RefSeq names its product forkhead box K1 (gene FOXK1). The record is from RefSeq and is a predicted model, not a curated record. NCBI's taxonomy places the organism in Eukaryota, Metazoa, Chordata, Testudines, Geoemydidae. Gene Ontology annotation, molecular function: protein binding; DNA-binding transcription factor activity, RNA polymerase II-specific; RNA polymerase II cis-regulatory region sequence-specific DNA binding. The transcript has 9 exons. The coding region runs from base 1 to 1965 and encodes 654 amino acids. Gene Ontology annotation, biological process: regulation of transcription by RNA polymerase II.